Messenger RNA from Hyla sarda, 1065 nucleotides. Its product is annotated as olfactory receptor 1500-like. The record is from RefSeq and is a predicted model, not a curated record. Gene Ontology annotation, biological process: G protein-coupled receptor signaling pathway. Gene Ontology annotation, cellular component: membrane. Gene Ontology annotation, molecular function: G protein-coupled receptor activity; olfactory receptor activity. NCBI's taxonomy places the organism in Eukaryota, Metazoa, Chordata, Amphibia, Anura, Hylidae. The transcript has 4 exons. The coding region runs from base 1 to 1065 and encodes 354 amino acids.
AUGGCGCCCAAUGGGGGCCUGGGCUAUUUCAUUCAUAAUCUAGUCGCGCUGAUUGGGGAAUCAUUUGAAACCAAGGGAGAUGGCACAGAGGAAGGCAGUGGAUCAUCUCCGGUAAAACGGUCAGGCCGAACAAUUAAGAGCCACAUCCGCUAUAACAUUCCAAAAUGGUAUGGCAUUCGAUAUGAUAUCUACAUACAGGAGAACAACAGGACGGAGGUCACAGAGUUCCUUCUCUUAGGAUUUCAGGUCAGUCGAGGGUUAAGACUUUUCCUGUUCUGUCUGUUCCUUGUGGUUUAUUGUCUGAUAAUAUGUUGGAAUCUCCUGAUCAUCACCCUGGUGUCCACCAGCAAGAACCUCCACACCCCAAUGUACUUCUUCAUCUCACAUCUGUCCAUCAGUGACAUCUUGUUAUCCACAGAUAUUGUCCCCAACCUUCUCCACAUCCUCCUGAAUAAUGGGGGGACCAUGACUUUUAUUGGUUGUAUCACUCAGUUUUAUUUUUUCAGCACCUCAGAAGGAUUUGAAUGUUUCCUCCUCACAGUGAUGUCUUAUGACAGAUAUGUGGCCAUCUGUAAUCCUCUCCGUUACUCCUCUAUCAUGACAAGUGGACAUUGUGUUAUACUGACCGUCAUCUGUUGGUUGUUUGAAUUUUCUCUUAUUUUGACUUACACUGUAACAAUAGCAAAGCUAAACUUCUGUGUUUCUAAUAUCAUUGACCAUGUAUUCUGUGACUUUGUUCCUUUACUAGAACUUUCCUGUUCCAACACAUUCAUUGUUCACUUGGAGACCUAUAUCAUAAGUAUUCCAAUAAUCAUCAUCCCAACCAUUAUCCUUGUUGUGUCUUUUACUUAUAUUAUUUUAGCAAUCCUAAGGAUCUCAUCCAAUACUGGUAGACAGAAAGCCUUCUCCACCUGUAGCUCCCACCUCAUUGUGGUCUCCAUAUUCUUUGGGACUUUGGGACUCGGUGUUUAUAUUGUCCCAACAAAAGGACAAACAAUGACCAUGAGUAAAAUCCUCUCCCUGCUAUAUACUGUCUACAUUGUCAAACUAGGACGAGAGAAUUAA